CUAUUAUUUGAAUCUGAUCUGAAAUUGUGUGAGACGAAACCUUGUUAUUUCAGAAUCACGACCAUUCAAUCUGACCAUUACAUCUGAAAUGUAGCUGCAUUCUUUUGGGCUUUUCUUUUGGCCAUUGGGGUAGUUGACGUGACGCCCCCUUUUUUUGGUCCAUAAUGGCAAACAAUUUAAAUUGGUUAAAAUUGUGACAUAUUACUGAAAGCUUUGUGUGUUUAUUACACUUCAUGCCGUGUAUUUAUUUUCUUACUAUUUUGAACCAACGCGGUAAUUAUGCAAUGGUUUGACUGCCCCAUGUAAGGUUAUGGAACUUAAUGAAAACAUUUAAUAACAUUUCCUUCACCUACUCUUGUAUUUAUGACAUCUAUUUCAAGAAACAGUAAUCCUAGUCCCUAACAGUAGGCCUAGUCCAUUCAUGAUAUUCCCAAAUAGUUCUGAUUGAUUACACGUUAUCGUCAAAAUCAAUGUCCACAUGGUGUGACACAAUGUAGUCCUAAAAACCGGACAUGAAACAUCUGCUUCGUUCAGCCAUUCCUAUGGUCAAAAUGAUGUGGGUUUUGGGAUAAACGUUGAAAAUGCCGCGUUCAGUUCAUGUCGGAAACUCGGAAACUUCUGAUUUAAUAACUUAGGCGGAAGAGUCGGAUCCCGAGUUUCCCACUUGGGCGUUAUCAGAAUCAAUCAAUAGGAUGUUCUAUCUACGCAAAUAACUUAAUGUUAGUUUUAACACGGAGUUUCUGACAACUUGAACGCAGCAUAACACAGGUUUGGGGGGAUAUGUUAUACGUUUUGAAUUAUGAAGCCUUUUUGCUUUAUGUGCUUAUUUUGAUGACAUGAACGCUUCAAAAUGCACACAGAGGCGUUAACUCACGAAGGUUAUCUAAUAGAACAACAUGUAGAAAAUAUUCUAAACGUGUGUUAAAUGCAGACCAUAUUUUCGGGGUUUAUAAUUUAAAAAACUACAAAACCCCCGUUCAUUCAUUUCCCCAUAGGCUUUGGCCAACUAGCCAUAGUGGAGUUAGUCACCAUUAGUGACUACAAGAAGAAGCCAUUACUUUUGGUCUAUGUGAUUCUUCUUUCAGCUGUAUGAAGAACUACACGCAAAAUGUAUAUUGUCACCACUAACUGGACAGGGGUGAAAAAAUGUACAAAUGAAAAGUAAAUUCCAUACAAGGAAGGGGAAAUUAUCAUUUAAAGAGCGUCUGGCCCUAAAAACCAACGUGUAAAUAGUUGUGGUCAUAGUCAGUCUCGUAUCAAACGGAGUUUGAUCCUCAGUGGACCACAAUGAGUAAAUUAAGGUUGGGUUUGGAUUACAAUUAUGUCAACAAAUCAUUCCCCCUUUUGCGCAGCUCCACGUGCAAAUCGCCCCUCCGCUUCCCUUCAUUUAAUGGGGCACUGCUGUUGUUUCAUCGCCCCCAAACAACGCGUUCAAAGGAUCACGGCCUUUGGUUUGAGAUGUAAAAGCCCUAUACGGAUUGACCAUGUAAUGCAUAAUUCCAGCAGGAUGCACAGCCAACAACCAUUGUUUGCAUGCCCUGCCGAAGGACCCUAUCAUCAUGCGGGAUAUGUGGUUGGAGUUCGUUGGUCCCAAGUGGUGACAAAGUGCACAGUUGGGUGCCAGACUGAUCCCCUGGUCAUUAACGGAUGCUGGGACCUACCAGAAGGAGCAAAGCUUGUCAGCAAGAUCUUGGAAUAAAAGUGUGUCAUGCGACACAAGUAGGCUGAAACACAUCCGGCUAUGAUUGGGAGUCCCAUAGGGCGGUGCACAAUUGGCCCAGUGUCAUCUGGGUUUGACCGGGAUAGGCUGUUCAUUGUAAAUAAGAACUUGUUCUUAACUGACUUGCCUAGUUAAAAAAAAAAAAAACUUAAGUAUUCCUGUGAUCUUUCCUCGGUUGUCAGUCUAUCUCGACUCCUUUGAAAAGGACAGGAGGCCUCUGAUAGUGACUUGAGUUACUGCCCUGAUGAUACUGACGGCUUCAUCAACAACGACAAAUAAUGUGAAUUAUGUGAAAAGUUGUAUUCAAAUAUACCCAUCUUGAUAAACAAUUAGGCUAAUAACCCCAGCCAAGCAGAUACAACUAGUAGUCAUUUCUGUUGUGAAGUGCAUUAGAAAAAAGCUUUGUCCAUUUCUAAAGAACAAAAUUCAAUUUGCCACUUGGCAUUUGAUAGAUACUUUAUGUAAACUGACAUUAUUUGUGGAUUAUUUACAUAGAUGCAUACAAUGUCCAGGGCAUAACCUAGCCUGGUGGAACCAGCCUGAUUGCUGUGUUCACCAUUCGAUUUCAUUUCUGUGUGUGUGUGUGCGUGCGUGCGACCAGUAUCUUUGAUGAGAGGCCAGGAGCUGAUCUACGUUGCUAUGCCCAUCAAUGCGGCUCUGGAAAAGAGCUCAACUCCAGCCUCACCUCUUGCCUGCUCACCAAUGGUCAUCGAUGGGGAGGUCAGAAUUAGGAUGACCAAUGGGGGGAAGUCGACCAUGUCCAGUAGUCUGCACCUGCGGAUCCCCAACAGCUGCAUCAUAGCACAGGAUGCUUUCUUCAAGGUCCUCUCCCUCCUCCUCCUGUCUCCUCAAUUCAACUUCUUCAAGGAUGACUCUGUGAUAGCUGUGGACAGCAAUGGGUUCAAGCAGUAUGAUGUGCUUGAUGCGCUCCACAUGGACAGAAUGAUGAGCAAGAUUGAAUCAUGGCGGAAGGACCCCGGUUCAUUCCUAGCAUCUCAAAGUCUGAGAACACAAUGCUCUGUAGGAGAGGAGGUGUUUGUGCUCAUCGUCGAGGGCUUCUUGAUCUUCAACUACGGGCCCUUGAACGAAUUAAUGGACAAGAGAUACUUCCUUGAAAUUCCUUAUGACGUCUGCAAAGAGAGGAGAGGCUCGAGGGUGUAUACACCCCCUGACCUGCCAGGGUACUUUGACGGAUAUGUGUGGCCAAGGUACCUGAAAAACCGGCAAGAGAUGGAAGACAUGGUAUCGGAUAUUGUCUUUUUGGAUGGAUUGAAGUCAAAGGAGGACUUGCUGGAUUAUGUGUAUGGGGAUGUAACCAUGGAAAUACAGAGUCUCAUGGGGAAAGACUAAGCAGUUUGAUUUCUCAAACGGUUGCUGGAAUCGGGAAGAGUAAAAGAGACAAUGUGUUCAGAAACAGAUGUGUUGAAACUUAUACUAAUGUUUACAGCCACAGGAGAAAGACAGGACACACACACACACACACACACACACAGUGCAGAACAAACUUUCAUGUUAAAUCCAUGUUACUUUUACUCCAGUGAGGUAAAUCUUGUUUACAUAGUUUUUUAACUAAGAAAGUAUUUUUGCAAUCUACAGUACAUUUGUUUUGUUCAAUCUAUAAUGGUUAUGUACAUAGUUAAGGAGUGCAAAAUCUAUAAGCAGUGCAGACUCUUGACUAAAGUUAAUAUGGGCGGCAGGUAGCCUAGUGGUUAGAGCGUUGGACUAGUAACAGAGAGGUUUCAAGAUCGAAUUCCCGAGCUGACAAGGUAAAAAAUUAUUUUGUCCUGCCACUGAUCAAGGCAGUUAACCCACUGUUCCUAGGCCUUCAUUGAAAAUAAGAAUUUGUUCUUAAAUGACUGUUAUACUGCAGUGUUACAAAAAUAUUAUGGGCACUAUGAAAUUCCUGAGUUCCUGAGUAGUGCCAUGGCAGGACAUUAAUUGAUUAAAAGGUUGCUGAAGUGUGGUUUGGCUCUUAGCAUGCCAAUGAAAUAGUAGCUCACUUUUGCAUUGUUAAACAGUAUAAUGUACCAGACAUGGGUAUAAAUAAUAUGCCAUUUCACAAACGCUUUAACCCAAGCAACUUAGUCAUGCAUAGAUGUUUUUUGUAUGGGUGGUCCCAGGAAUCAAACCCAUUAUCCUGCCGUUGCAAGCGCCAUGCUCUACCAAUUGAGCCACAGAGGACCACCAUACAUACAGUUGAAGUCG
This is a messenger RNA of Oncorhynchus kisutch (coho salmon), 3925 nucleotides long. RefSeq names its product nicotinamide riboside kinase 1 (gene nmrk1). The coding region runs from base 2330 to 3070 and encodes 246 amino acids. The transcript has 10 exons. Lineage: Eukaryota; Metazoa; Chordata; Actinopteri; Salmoniformes; Salmonidae. The record is from RefSeq and is a predicted model, not a curated record.